This is a messenger RNA of Jaculus jaculus (lesser Egyptian jerboa), 2275 nucleotides long. It is a transcript of the gene Me3, whose product is annotated as malic enzyme 3. The transcript has 15 exons. Bases 378 to 2207 code for a protein of 609 amino acids. The record is from RefSeq and is a predicted model, not a curated record. Lineage: Eukaryota; Metazoa; Chordata; Mammalia; Rodentia; Dipodidae. Gene Ontology annotation, molecular function: NAD binding; malate dehydrogenase (decarboxylating) (NADP+) activity; malate dehydrogenase (decarboxylating) (NAD+) activity. Gene Ontology annotation, cellular component: mitochondrion. Gene Ontology annotation, biological process: pyruvate metabolic process; malate metabolic process.
GGCCUGACGCCCUGAAGAAAGAAUUGGGGACCGCUUUUCUGGCACGCAGCAGCAGCCAGCCUUUGAGGGGCAGGACAGGGGACCCUGGGGACCGCAGCGUCUGCCCAGAGGACAGCCGGCUGCGGAGCAUCAUCUUCACUCGGGACGACGCAGGGUGCUCGGCAGGCCUGGCGCACCGCACCCGAGCAGGUGGCCUCGGAGGAGGGGCGGCGAUUAGCACUUUGAACGCUUGGGGAACCCCUGGCUCCCCCCCCCCAUUGGAGUACGCGUCCCCGGCUCCCGUCCAGGUGCCCUCCAGCGCGCGGGUCCUGGCUGGCUCUAGAAGCGCGGCGUCCCUAACCUUGAUCUCUCCCCGGUGCCAGGUCUGCGCCAGGAUCAUGGGCGCCGCGCUGGGCACCGGCACACGGCUGGCUUCAGUGCCCCGCAGGGUCUCGGGCAGCUUCCCGUACUGGGCACCCUCCGUGCCAGCCCAAGGCUGCCACUCCAAGUCCGGCCCACCUCGCUCGGUGCUCCUGAAGAAGCGUGGGUACGAUAUCACCAGGAACCCACAUCUCAACAAGGGCAUGGCCUUUACACUGGAGGAAAGGAUGCAGCUUGGAAUCCAUGGCCUGAUCCCUCCCUGCUUCCUGAGCCAGGAUGUCCAGCUCCUCCGGAUCAUGCGGUACUAUGAGAAGCAGCAGAGUGACCUGGACAAGUACAUCAUUCUCAUGACGCUCCAAGACCGCAACGAGAAGCUCUUCUAUCGGGUGCUGACUUCAGACGUGGAGAAGUUUAUGCCCAUUGUGUACACCCCUACUGUGGGGCUGGCCUGUCAGCACUAUGGACUGACCUUCCGCCGGCCUCGUGGGCUGUUUAUCACCAUUCAUGACAGGGGCCACAUUGCAACAAUGCUGAACUCUUGGCCAGAAGAAACCAUUAAGGCCGUGGUGGUGACUGAUGGGGAGCGCAUACUGGGCUUAGGAGACCUGGGCUGCUAUGGCAUGGGCAUCCCUGUGGGCAAGUUGGCCCUGUACACAGCAUGUGGAGGUGUGAACCCGCAGCACUGCCUGCCUGUGAUGCUGGAUGUCGGCACCAACAAUCAGGAGCUGCUCAAAGACCCUCUGUACAUUGGUCUGAAACAUGAGCGUGUGUGUGGGAAGGAAUAUGAUGAGUUGGUGGACGAGUUCAUGAAGGCGGUGACAGAAAAGUUUGGAAUAAAUUGCCUCAUCCAGUUUGAAGACUUUGCCAACGCCAAUGCCUUCCGCCUGCUCAACAAAUACCGCAACAAGUACUGCAUGUUCAACGAUGACAUCCAAGGCACAGCCUCUGUUGCUGUGGCAGGAAUCUUUGCUGCUCUGAGAAUCACCAAGAACAAGCUCUCCAAUCAUGUGUUUGUCUUCCUGGGUGCAGGUGAGGCAGCUAUGGGCAUCGCCCACCUCCUUCUCAUGGCCCUAGAAAAGGAAGGCAUAUCCAAGGCAGAGGCCAUAAGGAAGAUCUGGAUGGUGGACUCCCAGGGGCUGAUUGUCAAGGUACUGUUGGUACAGGGGAGGAGCCAGCUGAACCACGAGAAGGAGGUGUUUGCCCAGGACCAUCCCGAAGUGAACUCCCUGGAAGAGGUCGUGAGGCUAGUUAAGCCCACAACCAUUAUAGGUGUUGCCGCUGCCGCAGGAGCCUUCACAGAGCAGAUUCUGAGGGACAUGGCCUCCUUCAAUGAACACCCUAUCGUCUUUGCCCUGAGCAACCCCACAAGCAAGGCCGAGUGCACAGCUGAGAAGUGUUACCAGGUCACUGAGGGCCGGGCGAUCUUUGCCAGUGGAAGUCCUUUUAAGAGUGUGACUCUGGAAGACGGCAGAACAUUCACUCCCGGCCAGGGAAAUAAUGCGUAUGUGUUCCCUGGGGUGGCACUGGGAGUCAUCGCUGGCAGGAUCCGACACAUCCCAGAUGAAAUCUUUCUCUUGACAGCAGAGCAUAUUGCCCAAGAGGUUUCUGAGCAGCAUCUGUCCCAGGGGAGACUGUACCCACCACUCAAUUCCAUCCGAGAUGUGUCUCUCAGAAUUGCAGUCAAGGUGCUCGAAUACGCGUACAAACACAACCUGGCCUCCUACUAUCCAGAGCCUAAGGACAAGGAGGCUUUUAUAAGAUCCCUGAUCUAUACUCCGGAAUAUGACUCCUUCACACUGGACAGCUACAGUUGGCCCAAGGAAGCCAUAAAGAUUCAGACAGUCUGAUGCAGUCUCAAGGGCUUAUACAAGCUGAAUAGCCCAAAACCACAUAAUAUAAAUGGACUCUAAAAUGG